Messenger RNA from Strongylus vulgaris, 885 nucleotides. The record is from the annotation of a GenBank genome assembly. Lineage: Eukaryota; Metazoa; Nematoda; Chromadorea; Rhabditida; Strongylidae.
GAGGUGAGUCAAAAACGUGAAGAUGCUGUGCAAGACUUCAUAAACCAUAAGGCUGCCAAUCUGAAGCUAGAGAUCGAGUCCUCUCCACUCCAUGCUGGAGGUCCAUCAGCAGCAUCAGUAGUUUCAGAAUGCAGCGUAAGCAGUUUGCCAAGCGACGCUCAUCGUUUAGAUCUCGAUUAUUCAAGACUUAGGGCUGAACAUCGCAAGUUGCAGAGGCAUUUGGAGGCAAGUCAAUUUUUCCUUGCAGUCCGUCAUGACAGAUAUCGCGCACCAGAAGUAAAAGAAGCAGUCCGGCGCUUGUUAAAAGGUGAUCCAGUCUCCUUAGAAUGGUAUCGAUCAAAGGAAGAAAAAGUGCAGCUACUCGAUGCAGCUAUAGAUAUUGUAGAUGGGAAUGUCAUUUUGGCAGUGAGUAGAGCUUUUGUGGUUCUCUUUCUCAAAAAUACGUUGAUGGACUCAAUUUUUCGCGAUUUACUGUUGAGAAAGCCUCAAGCCGCCGAGGAAUACAUAUCCUAUCUCAAAAUAACUAGGGAUUAUGAUGAGUUGACGACGACACUGUUUGCUCUGGGAAGAAAUGCUGAUGCUGCUAUGAUAGAAUUCUCAGCUGCUAUACGACAUCAGGUUGCUGAUCAAAAAGUGCAAGCGCUAAAGAAAUGUGUACGUAGCGGCUUCAGCGAUCCUCUGCUAAUGCCGGAAGCCGCUGUUGUUAACGACUACAUAGGCCUUCUUGAGCAACAGUUACCAAUUAACGUAGCGGAUGAUCAAAGUCGAAAUCCAGCGUUUACUGCUUUCCCGAAGAAUGCGAGCCUUGUUGGUAGAUCCGUGAUUGCCACAUAUUACUAUUGCUGCUUGUACCAUUAUGACGAUCCUGUGGUAUGUCAGUGUUGA